Drosophila serrata is the source of this 393-nucleotide messenger RNA. RefSeq names its product intraflagellar transport 20 (gene IFT20). The record is from RefSeq and is a predicted model, not a curated record. Gene Ontology annotation, cellular component: non-motile cilium; intraciliary transport particle; centrosome. NCBI's taxonomy places the organism in Eukaryota, Metazoa, Arthropoda, Insecta, Diptera, Drosophilidae. Gene Ontology annotation, biological process: cilium assembly; protein localization to cilium.
AUGGAGGAACUGCAAAAAGUUGGACUCUUUAUAGAUGAUAUCUACAGACUGCGUGUGGAGGAUCCCAGCAUUGCAAAUGAAAAAAGUGAAUUGCGACAGGAAUGCUUGGAAUACUCAAAGAAUUUGCAAUUGUUCAAGAAAUUGGCCGCUGACUUUUAUAAAAUUUCGGAGACAUUCGCAAAAGAUGUUGAUAAGGAGAAGCUUCGGGCUAUUGGCACUCAGAAUCAGUUGAAAACCAUAUCGAAACAGCGACAGGGUGAGCAGCAGGUCUAUCAGAGUCAGAUCUAUGAGCAGACCGUGGAGUUGGAGCGCCUGAAGAGCGAACAUCAGUAUUUGCAGCGCAUCGAGACGGAGCAAUUGGAAAUAAUUAACAAUUUCUUGGUUAAUCAAUAA